AUGGCAGUUUUAAGUGUACUUAACCGACCCCUUGAACCUUUAUAUAAUGGUAUGGAGAAAUGGAUUCGAUCCAUUGCUAAGGGUGUGCCUGACGAAACUGAUUGGAAAGACUCCACCAAAGGAUCAUGGUACCUUCACCCACGUCAACAUGCUAUCGAGUUCUUUUUUUUAUCAACUGGAUUUGCAGCAGCAUCCUAUUAUUUCUUGACAAAGGUGCUUGAUCCAUCCAGUACAACAUGGAAGCUUUUAUCGUCUUUUACACCCAUAGGACCUGCAACCAGAACAGAGAAACUUUUGUUCGUUUCUUUGUUGGGAUCAUUCUCAUUGACUGCCAUCCACAAGGUCAUCAGAAAAAACAAAUUAUUCAUGCUUCAACCUUGUCAUAUGAGUGCAGCUUUAUUAUUAUUAACUUUGGCUAAUCCCAACAAAAGCUCGGUUGCAACUAAUUUAUUAUUUAAUAUCUAUUUGCACACACAAUGGGGAGCUUUAGCCGCCUUGCUCUUCCCUGACUUGAGAGACCACUAUUUAACUGGAGAAACAUUUAACUUUUUUGCAGAGCAUAUUUUAAUCUUGGUCGCACCAGCUUACAUGAUUUAUAGUGGUAGAUACCUGGUAAUGCCCGCCUCGAAAAACAUGGCACUUUUAUCAUUUUGCAUCUAUGGUUUCUUUCAUUCACCCGUUUUACACAUCUGUGCCUUGAAAUCAGGUCAAAACCUCAAUUAUGCUUUCUCUCCUCCACCAAGUAAGUCUCUUUUGUCAUGA
Mucor mucedo is the source of this 762-nucleotide messenger RNA. RefSeq lists its product as uncharacterized. NCBI's taxonomy places the organism in Eukaryota, Fungi, Mucoromycota, Mucoromycetes, Mucorales, Mucoraceae. The coding region runs from base 1 to 762 and encodes 253 amino acids. The transcript is spliced from 3 exons. The record is from RefSeq and is a predicted model, not a curated record.